Molecule: messenger RNA, 5861 nt
Organism: Pyrgilauda ruficollis (rufous-necked snowfinch)
Lineage: Eukaryota; Metazoa; Chordata; Aves; Passeriformes; Passeridae
Gene: ARAP2
Product: ArfGAP with RhoGAP domain, ankyrin repeat and PH domain 2
Exons: 33
Coding region: 186-5300 (1704 amino acids)
Biological process (GO): positive regulation of GTPase activity; signal transduction
Molecular function (GO): GTPase activator activity; phosphatidylinositol-3,4,5-trisphosphate binding; protein binding
Source: RefSeq, a predicted model, not a curated record
CAUUCUAAAGCCCUGCGCUUCCUUCUUGUGCCUCCCCGUCCCUGUCAGCCGCUGGCGUUUGGCAGAGUCUUUAAAAAACAUCAGUUUGAACUGAAGAAAGUAGAAGAGGUGCCAUAAGGAAACGGAUAUUUUCUGCCGGCUGGUUGACACCAAAUUCAAGAGAGUUUUCUUGCUAGUGAGCAUGCAUGCAACCUGACUAUUUCUACAUGACUGUGUGGGGCAAUAUACGGAAUGAAGUCAUGUCAUCCACAGGCAAUGACUCUGAUAUUGAAGAAUUUUUGGUCAACAUUAACCUUGCACAUUAUCUUCCUAACUUUAAAAAAUAUGGCUAUAACACUGUGACAGAUUGCAUGGGAAUCAAUAACAAUGUGCUUCAGCAAAUGGGAGUGUUGCCUACAGGACACCGCAGAAGGAUUCUUAAACAGUUAGACAGUCUUUUGGAAAUUCAAGGAAAUUCUCUUUUCCGUGAAAAUUUAAAAUUCAAAGACUUGAAAGGUUUGGAAGAGAAGCAAUAUUCAUCCUCAGAUCAGGAGUCUCCUGUAAGCAAUUCAAUUGUAGAUCGGACUGGCUUGAUACCUGUAACAUCAUCAGAACAACUUCUUAAAAAAUCUUGUGUCAAUAAGGAAAAGCUUGAACUUGCAGAGGAAGACUCAAUGGAGGCAAACGAUGAUAGCUUUACAAAUUUGGAUUUUUCUAGUUUAUACCAGAAUUCAGACAGCAUACUAAAUGCUGUCAGUCAAAAUAGAAAUACCAACACGAAUACUCAGCAAGAUGCAUUACUGACAGAAGCUGCUACAUGCCAAGCUGAUGAGCACUUGACUGGCUCUUUGGUGUUCCGUGAUCCUCCUUCAUUUGUUCGUUCAUGUGAGACAAAAUGCAAGGAGAACAAACAGCAGAGGUUUGUAGAUGAGGGUGAUUUAUCUGAUAGUAAACCAGAUUCUCCAUUCUAUAAGUUUAAAGGAGAAAUGGUAGACAAUGACUUAUAUGAUUCUUGUACGCUGAACUGCAUGAAAGUAUUUCCAAGAGCAAGCCGAUCUUUUAUCUUAAGGCAUCGACCUGUACCAGAGAUUCCUGAACCAAGUAAAGUUCAACCUUCAUCAAGUUCCCUUCAGAGAAGAAGAAACAUGGGCCUUGUAAAUAUUUCUUGCACUGGGAGGCAAAUUUCACAAAACAAUACUUUCGUGGAAGAGAAGCCACCCAUUAUCUCUCCAUAUGGGGAAACCUUUAUUUGUGACAAUGCUAAAGAUGCUAAAGAACUUCAUGGAAAUGAAUUCCUGGCUUGUGAAAAUAAAUUGGAUCUAGGAAUGAAUGAAGAAUAUUCUUCUAAGAAUCUAUGUUACUUUAGUAAUCAGAAAGAGAAGACAAAAGAAAUUGCAAAAAAUGAAUCCUUGUCUCAGGAAGACCCAUCAUUAACAGCAGAAGAAUCUGAAAGUGAAUCUGUAUAUUCUACUGUGGAACAACAUUCUUUGUCUUUAAAAAAAAAGAAAAAUAAAACCAAAACACUCUCAGGAUCUUGCAGUAAGAUACAAAGUGGAGAUUCUGAUCGCUUGGCCAGUGAACAAACUAAUUUUUGGCAAUUUGGUGGAGAUCAGACUUUGAUUGGAAAUGACUCAAUAACACCGUAUGCUUGCUUUUAUGGACCGUCAGUAAAGAAGGUUAAAGCAGGAUGGCUGGAUAAAUUAUCCCCUCAAGGCAAACGUGUGUUUCAGAAGCGCUGGGUUAAAUUUGAUGGAGAGAGCAUUUCUUAUUACAACAAUGAAAAGGAAAUGUUCUCGAAAGGAAUAAUACUGCUCUCUGCAAUAGCAACAGUAAGAGUUCACGGGGAGAAUAAGUUUGAAGUUGUCACAUCCCAUAGGACUUUUGUUUUCCGUGUGGAUAAAGAAGAAGAAAGAAAUGACUGGGUUAAUACGAUGCUCAAUGCCUUGAAAUUGAUGCCUGAUAAUAACUCUCAGUCUCGAACUUCUGUCACCCCUGAGAAAAGUGGAUAUCUUGAGCUGAAAGGAUACAAAACCAAAAUCUUUAUUCUACUUCAGGGGAGUACUGUAUGGAUCUGCAAAAAUGAGCAGGACUUUAAGACAGGAUUUGGUAUCACUUUAAUCCCUAUGAAUGUGGCAAAUGUAAAACAAGUGGAUCGGGCUGCAAAGCAAUCUUUUGAAAUAAUAACUCCUUAUAAAAGCUUUAGCUUUACAGCAGAGUCAGAAAGAGAGAAACAAGACUGGAUUGAAGCACUCCAGCAAUCAAUAGCAGAAACUCUAUCUGAUUAUGAAGUAGCUGAGAAGAUUUGGUUCAAUGAGUCCAACAGGAGCUGCGCUGACUGUAAAGCUCCUGGUCCUGACUGGGCAUCCAUCAAUCUCUGUGUUGUCAUUUGUAAGAAGUGUGCAGGACAACACAGAUCUUUAGGACCAAGAGAUUCCAAGGUCCGAAGUCUAAAAAUGGAUGCAAGCAUUUGGAGCAAUGAACUUAUUGAGCUCUUUAUUGUCAUUGGAAAUAAGAGGGCAAACAGUUUUUGGGCUGGAAAUCUUCCUCCAGAUGAAGAAUUGCAUAUUGAUGACCCUGCAGAAAAAAGGAUAACAUUCAUCACACAAAAAUACAAAGAGGGAAAAUUCAGGAAAACACCUUUCCACUACAAAACCAAGGAGCAGUUGAACAAGGCCCUGUGUGCUGCUGUAGUCAAGCAAGAUGUGCUGGAAACUCUGAUGUUGCUCUUCAGUGGGGCUGAUGCUAUGUGUGCCACUGGAGACCCUGUUAACAGCACCCCAUACUUAUUGGCCAAGAAAGCUGGACAAAGAUUGCAGAUGGAAUUCCUGUACCAUAAUAAGUUCUCAGAUUUCCCAAACUAUGAUCCUUGUUCUGAAAGUGGCUUCUCUGAAGAUUCUUCACAUUCCACCUUUCUUUGUGAAUUCUUGUACAAAGUUUCUUCUAAUGUGGCUAAGCUUCCUACAGAGAAGAAAUUAAAAGAAGAUUGCAACAAAAGAUGGUGCACUUUGGAAAGUGGCUUUCUGAGCUACUAUGAAAAUGAUAAAACUACCACUCCUAAUGGUAUGAUUGACAUCAGUGAAGUUAUCUGUCUUGUAGUACACAAGUCAAGCUUCUUUAUAAAUAGAGGGGACAUCUUUACAUUUGAAAUAUACUUACUGUCAGAACGUGUUUUUCUGUUUGGAGCUGAAACUGCACAUUCACAAAGAAAAUGGACUUCAGCAAUAGCUAAGCAUUUUGUUCCCCCAGUGGCUGAAUCCUUGUUAGAGCGAAACUGUGACCUUAUUGGGCAGCUGUACUACAAAGAUUGCCAUAACCUGGAUCAGUGGAGAAAAGGCUGGUUUGCUAUAGAGAAGUCGAGCCUUUAUUUUUGUCUUGAAAUGGAGGAUGCUGAAGAAGAUUCCAUAUAUCUAAGGAGGUUGCAAGAACUAACAACCAGCAGUGUGAUGCAAAAUGGAGAGAAAAUAGAUGUCCUGCUGCUUGUUGAAAAAGGAAGAACGCUAUACAUCCAUGGCCAUACAAAGCUGGAUUUCAUGGUCUGGUAUACUGCAAUUGAAAAAGCAGCAGGUACAGAUGGUAAUGCACUACAAGAUCAGCAGCUCAGCAAAAAUGAUGUCCCUAUUAUAGUGAACAGCUGCAUAGCGUUUGUUACACAGUAUGGUUUAGGUAGCAAGCAAAUUUAUCUUAAGAAUGGUGAUUCUUCCAAUGUGGCUGAACUGCUGGAAAGCUUCAAAAAAGAUGCAAGAAGUGUUAAACUAAGAGCAGGAAAACAUCAACUUGAAGAUGUGACGGAUGUACUGAAAAGUUUUCUUUCUCAAAUAGAUGAUGCACUUCUCACUAAAGAACUUUAUCCAUUCUGGAUCUCUGCAUUAGAUACACAGAAUGAAAAGGAACGUGUGAGGAAGUACAGAGCUUUUAUUCGGAGUCUUCCACCAGUCAAUAGAGCAACUUUGGCUGCUUUAAUUGAACAUCUUUACAGGGUGCAGAAAUGUUCUGAAAUUAACCAAAUGAACCCUCAGAAUUUAGCCGUGGUGUUUUCCUCAUGCUUAUUUCAAACUAAAGGCCAAACUAGUGAAGAAGUCAAUGUAAUUGAAGAUCUAAUUAAAAAUUAUGUGCAACUUUUUCAUAUAAAUGAAGACCAAGUCAAACAAAUGGACAUUGAGAACAGUUUUAUUACAAAAUGGAAAGACACUCAGGUUUCCCAGGCUGGAGAUUUGCUUAUUGAAGUUUAUGUGGAAAGAAAGGAGCCAGACUGCAGUAUUAUAAUCAGGGUAUCACCUUUGAUGGAAGCAGAGGAAUUAACUAAUGAUGUUUUAGGAAUCAAAAACAUUAUUCCCAGCAAAGAUGAUAUCUGGGCUGCUUUUGAAGUACUUGAAAAUGGAGAAUUAGAACGUCCUCUGCAUUAUACCGAGAAUGUACUAGAACAGGUUCUUCACUGGAGUUCACUACCAGAGCCUGGCACUGCAUAUCUAAUAAUAAAGAGGUUUCUAACAGCAGACAUGGUGAAUCUCUACAGUGAGAAAAAUGAGAAAGGUAGCGUGAAAGCAGGCAAUCUGAAGUACAAGGAAGAACCAUCAAAACUACUGUCAGGAAACAAAUUUCAAGACCGUUAUUUUGUGUUACAGGAAGGAAACUUGCUUCUGUAUAAGGAUAUGAAGGCUAGCAAACCUGAAAAAGUGUUGCCUGUCAGUUCUCUGAAGCUUUAUCUUGGAGUGAAAAAGAAAAUGAAGCCACCAACAAACUGGGGACUUGCAGUAUUUUCUGAAAAAUACCAGUGGUAUAUGUGUUGUGAUGGACAAGAUGUGCAGAUGGAGUGGAUGAUCAGCAUUUUUAUGGCACAGCAUGCAGAUAUAUGGCCACCUGCUGGGAAAGCAAGAAAACAAUCUAUAACUAAAAGUCCAAAGAUCAGAGGCUUACCGCUAAUUCCCAUUCAUCAGGAGAAGAACACUUGUAAAAUUAGAGAGAAUACAGAGAAUAUAGAACUACAAGCUGGAAAAUCAAGAUUUGGUGAACAUCAUGAUAAUGAACUUCUGGAAGAAAGAAAAAACUUGAAAGAAAAAGCAUCUAUUGUGGCACAAUGUUUGGAAAGAAAGGAGGAGAAAGGGCGAAAUCAUGCAAAAACACAUCGAAACUUGAUUUCUGAGGAUGAUGCAGGCUCGGGGAUGACUGAAUUACACCAAAUACCCCAUAAGACACUGAAGAAAAACAAAAACAAAACAAACAAAACUACUUUGGAACUAGAUAGUAAAUUGCCAUCAGAUGUGAUUCAGGAACUAAAUACAGUGCUGCAGAAGAACAGAGCACUUAAUGAAACCUCCAGCUGAUUUCCUGAACCUGAAGUGUAACACUUACAUGUAUAUUCUUGUGUUAUUAUGUAUAUUUGUAUAUGUUAUAUAUAGAUCUGUGUGUGUGUUUUCUGUUCAAAAGUAGUCUGUUUUGAUGUGUCUAGUUUGUACAGUGCAGAGGAAAUAAGGAAAUACAAUUUGUUUAUAUGCAGCUGUUGAUUUUGUAUAUGUGUAUACCCCAUGUUAUAAUUUACGACUGAAUUGGGAGAACUGAUUAUGUAAAACUCCUGAAGUUUGGAAGUUUUUCUGUGCAGUGCAAGGUCAUCAGGGUUUUGACUAUUUUGUUGUCGUUUGUUUCAGAUUUUGUUUGAUACAAACAUUGUAAGGACUGUCAAAAGCUUUUGCUGUUUGUACUCUGUACCACCUUGUAAAUACUAGAGAGAUAUUUUUAAAACACAAGAUAUACUCUGAAAUUCAUGCUAUUGGCCUGCAAUAUUUUAAAUUGUCUAACACUAUAAAAAUUGGUAACAUCUGAUUUGAAAUUGAUUUUUUGUUGUUUUUCUUGGUUUGGUUUUUUUUUAGUUCGUGGUUUUGUUUUUA